AUGCCCAUCCAUUUUCUGUCAUUUUUCAAAGCACCAAACUCGGUGAUUAAGGAAAUUGUGGCCAUCCAACGUGAUUUCUUGUGGAGAGGUGUCAAGGAUGGCUCAAAGAUUCCUUGGGUAAAAUGGGAAACGGUGUGUAAGUCAAAGGAUGAGGGUGGACUAGGAAUCAAGGAUGUCAAAUUGUUCAAUUGGGCACUACUGGGGAAAUGGGUGUGGAGGUGUAUGUUAUCUCCAGGUAUGAUGUGGGCUAAAGUUCUUCAUGGUAGGUAUGGGCGCAUUAAGUCUUUUUCUAAGUGCUCAAAUGUGGAUAGGAGAGCUUCUUGGUGGUGGAAGGAUAUAGUGUGGGUGCUACAACAAGGAAAUUUUUGGUUGAAUGAAAAGAUUGAACGUUGUAUUGGAGAUGGCACUACGACCCAAUUUUGGGAGGAUAAGUGGAUAGGUGGUUUGCGCUUGUUGGAUGUCUUUCCUCGUUUGUACUCCUUUGCCUUUGAUCCGUUGUCAAUGGUGGGGCAUAAUGGAACUUGGGAGGGAUCUAGGUGGGUGUGA
Molecule: messenger RNA, 546 nt
Organism: Cajanus cajan (pigeon pea)
Lineage: Eukaryota; Viridiplantae; Streptophyta; Magnoliopsida; Fabales; Fabaceae
Source: RefSeq, a predicted model, not a curated record